CUUCCCCUACAUUUCAUGUUAAUUUUAAUUCUCUUUGAUAUGUGAGCUUGUGUUGCUUCUUUUAGUCCAAUACUGCAAUACAUUAAACAUUUGUACUGUUACCUAUCAUUUGGUAUCAAAGCAACGAUACAGAGAACAAGGGUUGACCAUCAUCGAGAGGAACAUCAAUGAGAUGUUAGCUAUGGUGGAUGACCCAAUAACAUCAUGUUGCAGUAGAAUCGACGUCGUUCUGAGGUGCAGAGAACAUAUCGAUAGUCAAAGUUCCAUCGCGUCACAAGGCUCUAAGCUUGUCUAGAUAACCUGUUCUGUUGGAUGCAGCUGGUCAAUGAACCAACAAGUAGUUGUGGAUUUAUCUCGAAAAACAUGAAACAGAGGUUUUAAGUUUAUGGUUUUAUGUGUACAAUAAACCGUAAAGAAUGGAGGAAAACGAAAAGAGUGAAGUUUUUUUCGAGACACGCCGUCAUGCUUCAAGGCCUUACUGCUCCAAUUAUCCUCCUGCAAUCACAAAUCAGCAGAAAGAGCUGAAAGAAGGUGCCAGUGGGAGUUACCUCUCAAGAUUGUUUCAUUCACGAGGUAUUGCUCAUAUUAAGGAGAAAUGGAGCAACAACAAACCUUCAAAAAGAUCAAGGAAUUGUGCAUCCCUGUUUGUUUCUGCUGGGGGUGAUCUUGUGGCUGUAGCAACCAGGAACCAGAUAACAAUAUUGAGGAAGGAGGAUGACUACCAGGAACCUUGUGGAGUUUUUACCUGUGAAAAUAAUGCUGUAUUUAUAUUUGGGGCUUGGGCAGAAACUCAUGAUGUUCUUGGUGUUGUUGAUGUUGGAAACAUGCUAUAUCUAGUUAGAGCUAAUGGUGAAGAGAUAACCAGAUUCUCAAAGAGGCAUUUGAAAGUUUCUUCACAAAUAGUAGGUUUAGUUGUUCAAGAUGAUGUCAAUGUGAAGACAUCAUGCUUGUGUACAUUCAGUGUUUUCACUUCGGAUGGUUCAGUUCAUGAUGUUGAGAUCAGUCAAGAUCCUGAUGUUUCUGUUUUCUCUAGAGCCUUAUCAAUCAGUGACUCAAUAGAUAAGCAUCAAUUCCAUCAGUAUGUUGUCUGCCUGGAUUACCAUCCAAAACUGUCUUUGUUAGCUGUAGUAAAUCAUGCUGGCAGUACACAAUCAGCUACUAAUGGAGUGUACAGUGUUUCUCUCUGGCAGAAAAACAAGCACUUAGAUCUCAAACAGGUGGUUUCUGCUCAAUUUGAGGGCUCAAAUUUUAUUUCAAAAGGUAAUGCCGAUCAAAUGGCACUGCCAAAGGUGCGAAUUUCAGUGCAAGGAAAAUUUGUUGCUGUUUUGGAUGUGGAAGGGCAUUUGGUUGUUCUAAAGUUUGAUAAUAAACUUCAAUCUCUCACAUUUACUACUGGAGCGGGACACAAGUCGGAUCUAAUAAAUAGUGGCCUAAGUUUGGCAAAUAUACACUUCAAUGAGAUAGUGGAUUUUGCCUGGUGGUCUGAUAAUAUUCUUACUUUAGCAGCAAGGACUGGUACUAUCACCAUGUUUGACAUGUAUGCGGGCAUCAAUGUAUUGGAGACUGAUAUUAAAUAUUCACUGCCACUUCUGGAAAGACCACAAAAUCUCUCUGGAAACCUUUUCCUUUUAGAAAGCAAGUCACUUGAUGGGAGCUACACAUCGUCAGAAGAAAAGGGUGCAAGAGAUAUGCAUCUUAUCGAGUGGGAUGCUGUUUAUGCGAAUAACCAGUUUGAUUGGACCAAACUGGAGUGGAGCUUGGUCUCAUUAUCUGAACGAUCAGUUCUAGAAAUGUAUAACAUACUAAUUUCUCAGCAUGAAUAUCAGGCUGCUCUCGUUUUUGCAGAGCAUCAUUCUCUGGAUAAAGAUGAAGCCCUGAAGUCACAGUGGCUCCAUUCUUCCCAUGGAAAAAAUGAAAUAAAUACUUUGCUGGCAACUAUCAAAGAUAAAGUUUUUGUGCUCUCUGAAUGUGUUGAUCGGUUUGGACCAACAGAAGAUGCAGUGAGGGCUUUGCUUGACCAUGGAUUCCACCUGACAGACUCUUAUAGGUUUUCCAAGACCGAGGACAUUGAGCAGGAUGAAAUAUGGGAUUUCCGGCUGACAAGGCUGAAAUUGUUACACCUGAAAGACAGGCUAGAGACAUUUCUUGGCAUAAACAUGGGCAGGUUUUCUGUGCAGGAGUACAAGAAAUUUUGCAACCUGCCCAUCAAAGAAGUUGCCAUUGGACUUGCAGAAGGUGGAAAGAUUGGGGCUCUAAACCUUCUCUUCAAGCGUCAUCCUUAUUCUUUGACUUCUUGUAUGUUGGAUGUCUUGUCUGCUAUCCCUGAAACUAUUUCUGUUCAAACAUAUGGACAGCUACUUCCUGGGAAUUCCCCUCCAAAUAUUGCUAUAAGGGAAGACGAUUGGGUUGAAUGUAUUGAGAUGUUUACUUUCAUCAGCAAUCUCCCUGAGAAUCACGAGAACAGUACUCCGAUAAGUACUGAACCAAUUGUCAAGCAAUCCAUGGGGUAUCAUUGGCCUUCACUUACUGAACUGUAUUCAUGGUAUAAAAAUAGAGCCAGAGAUAUCGAUACCUUAAGUGGGCAGCUAGACAAUUGCAUCUCUUUAAUUGAUUUAGCUAUUCGGAAAGGCAUUAAUCAUCUAAAGCCAUAUUUAGAAGAGAUCUCCUACUUAAAAGAACUUAUAUAUAGUGAAGAAGGUGACAACACAAUGAAUUCUUCUUUGAGUCUUUCGACUUGGGAAAUUUUGUCUGAUUAUGAAAGGUUUAAGUUGAUGCUAAGUGGGGUCAAUGAGGAAAUUGUUAUUAGGAGAUUACAUAAUAAAGCGAUCCCAUUCAUGAAGAAGAGGCUUCACUCUAUGAAUGUAAUUCCUGACUCAGCUGAGGAGCUACCCUCCUCUUUCGUGAACUCGGCUGAGUCUUUUCUGGUCAGAUGGCUGAAAGAGUUUGCUUCGCAGAAUAAAUUGGAGGUGUGCUUAAUUGUAAUUGAAGAGGGAUGCAAGGAUGUUCAUAAUAAUUGUUUUUUCAUAGAUGAAGCUGAAGUUAUAGACUGUGCUCUGCAAUGCAUAUACCGGUGCUCCGUUACAGAUAGAUGGUCUACUAUGGCUUCCAUCUUGUCAAAACUUCCAAACAUAGGAGAGUUUGACGAUGCACGUCUCAAGGAAAGACUUAAACUCUCAGAAGGUCAUGUUGAAGCGGGAAGGCUUUUAGUAUAUUAUCAGGUUCCAAAGCCUAUUAGCUUUUUCCUUGAACCUGAUUCAGAUGGAAAGGGAAUAAAGCAGAUUCUCCGUCUUAUACUAUCCAAAUUUAUUCGUCGGCAACCGGUUCAAACAGAUAAUGAUUGGGCAAACAUGUGGCGCGACUUACUAUAUUUGCAAGAGAAGGCAUUUCCCUUCAUAGACUUGGAAUAUGUCUUGAUGGAAUUUUGCAGGGGGUUACUGAAAGCUGGAAAAUUUUCACUUGCCAGGAGCUAUUUCAGGGGUGCUGGUUCUGUAUCGCUUGCAUCUGAUAAAGCAGAGAAUCUUGUCAUUCAAGCUGCACGUGAGUAUUUCUUUUCAGCAUCAAGUCUUGCAUGUUCUGAGAUCUGGAAGGCCAAGGAAUGUCUCAACAUUCUGCCAAACAACAGAAGUGUGAUUGCUGAGGCCGAUAUCAUUGAUGCUGUAACUGUUAAGCUUCCAAACCUUGGAGUGAGCCUCUUACCAAUGCAAUUCAAGCAAAUAAAAAAUCCAAUGGAAAUUAUCAAGCUCGCAAUUACAAGUCAAAGCGGAGCGUAUUUGAAUGUUGAUGAAAUCAUAGAAAUAGCCAAGCUUCUUGGUCUGAGUGCUCAAGAUGACAUAUCAGCUGUACAAGAAGCCAUUGCAAGAGAAGCUGCAGUUGUUGGGGAUCUUCAACUGGCUUUUGAACUUUGUCUUAUUUUGGCCAAAAAGGGGCAUGGAUCUGUUUGGGAUUUAUGUGUGGCACUGGCAAGAGGCCCCCCUCUAGAUAACAUGGACAUAAGUUCUCGAAAACAACUGUUCGGGUUUGCUUUGAGUCACUGUGAUGGAGAAUCAAUUGGAGAGUUAUUGCAUGGAUGGAAAGAUCUUGAUAUGCAAAUGCAGUGUGAAGAUUUAAUGAUAAAAACAGGAAAAGAACCUCGACCCAUAUUCAUUCAGGAUUCUCUUGAUCAGGAAGCACAACUUAACCUCAUAAAGGGAUUGCUUUCUCAAGUGGCAAAAGAUUUACACUUAGGUGGUGAUGUUGUUUCUGAAUCAAUUCUUAGAGACAAUGGGAGAAUACUACCAUUUGCUGCUAUGCAGCUUCCUUGGUUGAUUGAACUAACUCAAGAAGCUAGGAAUGGUAAGAAACGUAGCAGUGUAAGAACACUAGCAAUCAUUGCUAUUUUGUCAUGGUUGGCAUGUAAUGGUUUUGCUCCGAAAGAUGACGUGAUUGCAUCGCUGGCAAAGUCAAUUAUGGAACCACCUGUAUCUGAAGAGGAGGACAUCGCAGGGUGCUCAUAUUUGUUAAAUCUUGUCGAUGCGUAUUAUGGAGUGGGAAUAAUUGAAGAAAGUUUGAGAAGUAGGGAGAAUUAUAGUGAAAAAACUAGCAUUAUGAAUACUGGGAUGAUUUAUGGUCUACUGAACAGCAGUGGAGCCAAGUCUGAAGAACCUGCUCACCGGAGAGAGCUAAUUAUAAGGAGUUUUCAACAGAAUAAGUCAAUCACUUCAGAUGAGAGGGAUAGAAUAGACAAAGCCCAAUCCACAUUCUGGAAGGAAUGGAAAGUUAAACUGGAAGAGCAGAAGCGUUUGGCUGACCAUUCAAGGGUUUUGGAACAAAUCAUUCCUGGUGUUGAAGUGAAACGCUUUUUGUCUGGAGACUCGGACUACAUUGAAAGCGCCAUUCUAUCACUUAUUGAUUCUGUAAAACCGGAGAAGAGACAUAUAUUGAAGGAUGUAUCCAAUUUGGCACACACCUAUGGUUUAGAUCGGUGCAAGCUGAUCCUGCAGUACUUGAAGUCCAUAUUCAUUUCUGAGGCUUGGAAUGUUCAUGAUCUAAUAUCUGAAGUGUCAGAGUUUAAAGGAGAGCUUCAUGGAUUUGCCAGGGAAACUAUUAAAUGUUUCUCUUUGUUCAUCUACCCUUCACUUAAUGGGCAUGACAAGGGUCGACUUUCUUUCAUGUAUGACAUACUCUCUGAUUGCUGCUCAAUGCUCUCAGAACAAAAUGAAGCAAUACCUAUCAUGGAUCAAGAUUCUGUGUAUAGAAGAACUUCAACUUGGUUUGUCCGCUUUUACAAAGUUUCUGCAGAAGAAUGUAACACAGUGUCAUCUAUUGCGAGCUUGAACUUUAAAAACAUUGCUGGAUUGCAAGGUUUGAAUUUGGAAAGCUUCAAUGCGGAAGUCUGUUCACACAUAAAUGAAGCCUAUGUUGAUCUUUUGGCCAAGAUGGUCAAGAGACUUGUUGAGGCUUGUGAAGAUCCAGUGCCAGAUGGCAUCCUGUCAUGGCAGGACGUCUAUAGACACCAUAUACUAGAUUUGGUAACUGCUUUGGAGACUAAGGAAAAGUCAGAAACUGCACAUCUUGAAAACCCUGAAUUCUUCCAUAGCUUUCUAACUCAGAUCGAGCAAACCUAUGAUGUUGGUAGAAAGUAUCUAAAGUUCAUCUCCACCCCUUUAGUCAUUGAGAUAACUAAACGGUUCUUGACUGUGGUAGUGCCUUCUGUGAAAACUUUUAACCCUGGUUGGAAGGAAAGCCUCGUCUUGUUUGUGGAUAUCUGGCUCAGAAUUCUGAAUGAUCUACGGGAGAUAAUUGCAUUUCCUUCCAAUUUAUCAGAGAAGGUUGAUUCAGAAUUUUCAGUCAUAUGCCUUAGAACUUUACAGAACCUCAUCGUCAAAGAAAAAAUAUCACCAACCCAGGGUUGGGCUACUGUUUUGUGCCUUCUUACUAGCGUUGGUUAUGGUGCAUUAGAAGCUUCUGUGGAGAUCUAUAAUUUCUUCAGGGCAAUGAUAAUUACCGGCUGCACGUUUGAAGCCAUUUCUGAUGUAUUUUCUGAGGCAACAAUAUGUGAAAGAACACACGAUCUUCAGCAUCUUUAUCUAAUCAUCUUAAAUCCCAUUAUGCAAGAUCUGUCAAGUCAAUCCCCUGAGGAGUAUUAUCACCUACAUCACUUUUUGGCAUCUUUGAGCAGAUUAGAAGGUGAUAUAGAGACCCUACAGAGCAUAAGGAGGGCAGUGUGGAAAAGAAUGGCUGAAUUUUCAGACAACUUAGAGAUUCCUAGCCAUGUUCGAGUUCACAUAUUGGAAAUCAUGCAAUUCAUUUCAGUUUCUUCCUCUUCUAACAAUAGUAGGCAUAAUGAUAAUAGUUAUAAUGAUAAUAAUAAUAUGAAGAAAGGGUUUUCUUCUGGGAUUCAUACUACCAACCUUCUUCCUUGGGAAGGUUGGGUGAAUCUGCAAACUGCAAAUAGCAAGGAGACGAAUGAUGAGAUUCCAAACACUUUGGCUGCACUCAAGUCUACACAUCUUGGGCGUGCCAUCUUACCUACACUCGAGAUCACACCGGAAGAUCUUCUGAAUGUUGAAACAGCUGUUUCCUGUUUCCUCAAAAUAUCUUCAUGUGCAGUAUCAGAAUCUCAUGUUAACACUUUGCUUGCUAUUUUGAGAGAGUGGGAGGGUCUCUUUGCUACUGGAAAGGCGGAAUUGGUCAUUGCAUCUGACAGUGGGAAUAAUUGGGGAAAUGAUGAGUGGGACGAUGAGGGAUGGGAAAGCUUUCAUCAAGAAGAUAAAGUUGAGUUGGGAACGGAGAAAGAUAAGACCUUUUCUAUCCAUCCGCUCCAUGUGUGCUGGAUGGAGAUCUUUAAGAAACUACUAGCGAUGGCUCGAUUCAAAGAUUUGUUGAAAUUGGUUGACCGGUCCAAUGGAAAAAGUAACCAAACAUUGCUUGAUAAGGAAUGUGCUUAUAGUUUGAGCCAGACUGCACUUGAGAUAGACUGCUUCUUAUCACUCAAACUGAUGCUUCUGUUUCCAUACAAGGAAAUUCACUUGCAGUGCUUAGAUGCAGUUGAGAAAAAGUUGAAAAACGAAGGCAUUUCGGAUGACAUCAGCCGGGACCACGAUUUUAUGAUUUUAGUUUUAUCAUCCGAAGUCGUUUCAACUGUUAUGUCCAAUUCUUCGUAUGGCACAGUUUUCUCGUACCUCUGCUAUAUGGUUGGAAGCCUCUCACGGAAGUCCCGUGAUUCUUGGGCACUUGAAGCUGGUGAUGUGAAUGAAAUGUUUGUAUUUACAAAAGUUGUGUUCCCGUGUUUCAUAUCGGAGCUCAUAAAUGCAGAGCAGCAGAUUCUGGCGGGACUUCUGGUCACUAAAUUCAUGCACGUGAAUGCUUCUGUGAGUCUAGUUAAUAUUGCAGAGGCUGGCCUUAGGAAGUAUUUGGAAACAGAGAUCAAUGUUCCUUUGAGUAUUGAGUUGUCUCAGGAUAAUCAGGAUGGUUCUGAGUUGUUAGCUUACUCCCUCUCCAAUUUAAGGGGUAAACUGGGAAUUUUGAUGCGGUCUGCAUUGUCUUUGCUUUCUGUUGAUGCCCGAGGAUAAACCUUGAGAUUUUUUUGGAGGAGUGGGGUACACAGCCGAAAGGGAUAUAAAUCUUGAGAUUGUUCAUUCUUUAUGUUUUGUUCUUGAGUGUUUCUUUUAAUGGAGGAAUGAAAAAGAUAUAUGUUUUCAUAUCUGCUAGCCGUCAACUACCAAUUUGUUUACUCCAUAGAAAUGUUCAGCUCACGAUAUCCAUCCUAUACGAAGUGACUGACCUAGCUUAGGGGUCAUUCUGGGCCUGAACCCCACCAGUUUGGUAAAUUUUUUAUAUUUUAUGUAAACGGCUUCGUGUAAUUAUACGAGAGAAUUAUUUAUCAGUCCAUUACAAUAUUUUAUCCUGCUUACACUAUGCACAAAGGACUAUUAUUGGCUAAAGAGUGUUCAUCACAUGAUUUAUGAUUAAAGUGAUUAACUAGCA
Molecule: messenger RNA, 7965 nt
Organism: Cuscuta europaea
Lineage: Eukaryota; Viridiplantae; Streptophyta; Magnoliopsida; Solanales; Convolvulaceae
Source: the annotation of a GenBank genome assembly